AUGAAUGUGCCAGCUUAUUUCUUUUGCAAUGGGGCGCUCGAGCCACUAAUGUUCGACGAGUACAAAAGCUCGUUUUCACGCGCUGACGGGGGCGGCGGUUUUUUGCCUGCUAUGAAACAGCUGGCAAAUGUUGCUGCUCUACCGGGAAUUGUGAAUGCUAGUAUUGGCAUGCCAGAUGUUCAUGCUGGAUACGGUUUUGCGAUUGGGAACAUUGCAGCGUUUGAUAUGUCCGAUCCAGAGGCUGUCGUAUCUCCUGGUGGGGUAGGCUUCGAUAUUAAUUGUGGUGUGCGUCUUGUUCGUACGAAUUUGCACGAGAAUGAUGUCCAGCCAGUCAAGGAGCAAUUAGCGCAGGCUCUAUUCGAUCAUAUUCCUGUUGGAGUGGGCUCCCGUGGUGUUAUUCCAAUGAAACCAAAAGACCUCGACGAAGCGCUUGAAAUGGGUCUCGACUGGUCAUUGAGAGAGGGCUACGCAUGGGCUGAAGAUAAAGAGCACUGCGAGGAGUACGGACGCAUGUUGGGCGCAGAUCCGAACAAAGUAUCGAAGAAGGCUAAGAAAAGAGGCUUGCCACAGCUUGGUACACUUGGCGCGGGAAAUCAUUACGCAGAAAUUCAAGUCGUCGACGAAAUAUUUAACAAAGAGGCUGCAGACAAAAUGGGAAUCGAUCGAGUGGGCCAAGUUGUAAUUAUGAUCCACUCGGGAUCAAGAGGAUUUGGUCAUCAGGUCGCGACAGAUGCCCUUCUCGAAAUGGAAAAGGCUAUGAAGCGUGACGGAAUUCAUGUCAACGAUAAGCAGCUCGCUUGUGCACGCAUCAACUCUACCGAAGGACAGAACUAUCUUGCAGCAAUGGCCUGUGCUGCGAACUUCGCCUUUGUCAAUCGUUCGACAAUGACCUUCCUUGUUCGUCAGGCAUUUGGAAAAAUAUUUAACACAACUGCAGAUGAUCUAGACAUGCAUUUAAUCUAUGACGUGUCUCACAAUAUCGCAAAGGUGGAAGAACACGUGGUUGAUGGGAAAACAAAAACGCUGCUUGUUCACCGCAAGGGAGCCACUCGUGCAUUUCCACCACAUCACCCACUCAUCCCUGUUGACUAUCAGCUCAUUGGGCAGCCGGUUCUUAUCGGCGGAACAAUGGGGACGAAUUCUUAUGUGCUCACUGGAACACAGAAAGGCUUUGACGACUGUUUCGGGACAACAUGCCAUGGAGCUGGAAGAGCUCUGUCAAGGUCAAAAUCGAGACGAAUUUUAGAUCACAAAGAUGUGUUAGCGGGACUCCAGGCAAAGGGGAUCUCCAUCCGAGUUGCAUCUCCCAAACUUGUGAUGGAAGAAGCACCAGAAAGUUAUAAAAAUGUGACGGACGUAGUAGACACUUGCGAUGUGGCGGGAAUCACGAAGAAAGCAAUCAAACUUAGACCUAUUGCUGUCAUUAAAGGAUAG
This is a messenger RNA of Oikopleura dioica, 1434 nucleotides long. The record is from the annotation of a GenBank genome assembly. Lineage: Eukaryota; Metazoa; Chordata; Appendicularia; Copelata; Oikopleuridae.